AUGAGUGACCCGAGUUUAGUAACUGAAGAUCCCAACUUUGCCUCCGUUAAAUCAGAGACUGCUGAUUCUCAACCACCGAAUUACAAGUCGAUCCAUAGUUACCAACCAGAGACACAGAAUGAUCGUUCAUUGGUCAACGGUAAAAAUCACUCUGAAGAACGUCAAAUCGCCCCAAUCAAAACGUCAAUUGUACAAGCCUUACGUAGUGGAGCGAUGACGAUGGAUGCUUACCUAAAUAACAAGGCUCUACUUAAGCGAAAUCUACAAGAGGUAGAGCAGGAUGAAACUGAUGAUCUUAAUAAUAUUAAUGAGGCUGAUGCUGAUGAUACUGAAAAAAAGUCAACGAAUCCUCAUACAAAGCCACCUUACACUUAUUCUUCGCUCAUCGGUCAAGCUAUCCUUCAAGCCCCAAAUAAAAAGUUAGCCCUUUGUGAAAUCUAUAAUUGGAUCACGAAAACUUAUCCAUUCUUCAGGAAAGAAAAUAAAGGUUGGCAGAAAAUCGAGCGGAAUGAUAACAUUGGUCCUAGCAAGGGACAAUACUGGACAAUUCCUGAUGAAUAUGAGUGCUGUUUUCUAAAUGGCGUUUACAGGAACAUCAAAAAACCGUCAGAAAAUGUCAGAAAAUCAAAAAAAGCAAAACAUAACGUGCAAGACACUCAAUCCUCAAAUGAUUUUGUGUAUCUGCACAAUGUACCUCAACGCUUCGGAUCUCAGCAACAAUUUUCAUCUCAAUACAUUGCACCGCAACACGAUACGUCACCACAAGUCGCAUCUCAGAACACUCCCAUGACACAAAGUUUUAAUAUAGCUCAAAAUACAGAGUCUCAGAACAAUAUUGUUCAACGUAACACAGUUCACCGUUUUGCACCUCAUUAUAAUUCAACUCAGCGCUUCUCACCUCACAGCAAUGCGCCUGCAAUCUUUCCGCAUGUUCGACCUCCAUCUCCUAAUCCGUGGACUGCUCAAAAUGCUCUUCAAUCGUCCAGCGCAUCAGUUUUAACUUCUCAAGACGAACAGUUGAGUUCAGAUACGACCAUAAUGUCAGAUGACCUUGAUUUAACAAUCACGGAUGGAUAUCAAUCGAACGAAUUAACAAAACAAGUUUCAUGGAUUAAAAAGGAAGAGGAACAGAUUAUCGCUUUUGAUACUACUUACGGUAGAUGCAAGACGAAGGAAAGCAUCCAAACUCAUCAGGUCAUGAAUGGUAACAUAAUUCAAGAUUCUAACAACAACGGUAAUAAUCAAACAGAUGGAGAUAAGUCAGACUAUCAAAAGAUCAUAGAUUGGCUUGCGCAAAUGCCGGAUUUUGAUGAGUUAUCACUCCAACUUGAGGCCUCUCCAAGGAAAUCCAAAUCUGGAACGGACAGGAUGGUAUUUAUCAAUAUGCAUAAUGAAAGACGUUCAUAG
Molecule: messenger RNA, 1407 nt
Organism: Acaulospora morrowiae
Lineage: Eukaryota; Fungi; Glomeromycota; Glomeromycetes; Diversisporales; Acaulosporaceae
Source: the annotation of a GenBank genome assembly